Messenger RNA from Meloidogyne enterolobii, 1106 nucleotides. The record is from the annotation of a GenBank genome assembly. Lineage: Eukaryota; Metazoa; Nematoda; Chromadorea; Rhabditida; Meloidogynidae.
UUUUAGGAAUUGCUUUAAUUCUAAAAAAAAAGAAUUUAAUUUAAUUUUGACUUUAAUGGAAUCUUCUGGAUCGUCAGGCUACUCAAGCGAGGAUGGAGUUUUUGACUUGACUGUUGGUUCGUUGACUGUUGGGCAGUUUUGGCAAGCCGUACAAAAUUGGGGGGUUGGAGGACACCAGCUUGCUAAGAUCUCUAUGCGUGGUACUGAAGGGGAUAUUGAUGUUUGGAACAAUCAGAACCCUAUCCCAGUUAAUGAAUUUAUGGAAGAAUUUCUGCGUGAUGGGACAAUUGCUUUUAAUCAGCGAAAACGUGCUUACAAGUUGCAUGAAGCUAUGCCUUUAAUUGAAAAUAGAACGGUCAAAUUAUCUGUCGGGGUCAACUUUUCUCCAUAUUUGGACCGUCCUGGUGGUCAUAUCAAUUUAACUUAUACUCUUCGUGACGAUUUUAAAAUACCUAAACAUCUCAACAAAAAAAUAAACCAGGUAAACAUAUGGGCGGGUAUAUAUAUCUCGGUCCCUAGAUUCCGGACUAACUUCGCCACCCUAGUUCGACUCAGCUUUCCGAACUCUUUCGAAUGACACCAUGUUUCUGCCACGGAUAAAUAGAGAGAGCCAAAUCUAAUUUCUAGUCAUACACGCUUCGUGAUGGUUUUGCAUUUAAUGAAAAUAUGGAAGUUGACAAUUAAAUUCGAUUUUGAAUGAACUCAAGUAUCUCAAUGUUUUGGAAUAAAAGAAAAAUGCUCAAUUUUUUGCCUAUAAUUUAUGGAUAAAUUAUUUUUAAUUUUACAAUUAUUUUUUUUUAAAUUUUGGCUACAAAAUUCAAAUAUUUUUUAAUAGAUAAUUUGCUUUGAAUAACUUUUAUUUUAGAUAAUUACCUAACCUAAGCUUUUUUAUCAUGAGUGAUUCUUCUGGACAUUCAAGUGGUGGACCUGCUAUGCGUCUCUCUUCUUUAACUGUUGGUCAGUUCUGGCAGGCAGUAGAAAAUUUUAGAGAAGGAUUGCAUAUUACAGAUGUGUUAAUGUAUGGCAAACGGUGGAAGUCGUUACUUAUUUGGGAUGAAAUGUCUUCAAAGGACCCACUUCCCGUGAAUGAAUUUAUGGAAGAGUUU